Messenger RNA from Tachysurus fulvidraco (yellow catfish), 3732 nucleotides. RefSeq names its product protein tyrosine phosphatase receptor type Eb (gene ptpreb). Gene Ontology annotation, molecular function: protein tyrosine phosphatase activity. Bases 273 to 2315 code for a protein of 680 amino acids. The record is from RefSeq and is a predicted model, not a curated record. Gene Ontology annotation, biological process: protein dephosphorylation. Lineage: Eukaryota; Metazoa; Chordata; Actinopteri; Siluriformes; Bagridae. The transcript is spliced from 21 exons.
GCGGAAGCACCGGCGCGUGCGGCGGACCAUAACAGGCGCAAAGGAAGGAAAAAACCGCGCACGCUUUAUAGAAAUAUCAGCAGCACUGAACACUGGAUUUAUUUUUAUUUUUUUUUUAUCAUACGCAGGACCUCCGUUGAUGGGCACAUUUGUAACGUGGCCAGGACGAUGUCUUAUAUUAUUCUGAAGUAAACUAUGAAAGACGAAAAGUGACUGGAAAGCUAUGAAGCUCUAAAGAAUCAAAGCGAGCAGCUGGUUUAGACUACAUCUUCAUGAUGGUCCUGUUUCUGGUGGCAACGCAUCUUUUAUCAAACAGUUCCUCACAUGCAAACUGGACCGCAGAGCCUCCUGCUCCACAGGCAUCCCACAUCCUACCCGCUGCUCUCGUCAUUUCUCUUCUUCUCAUCAUCUUCAUCCUCUUGACAGUCUACCUGCUCAGGUUCAGACAUCAAAGGAAGGAUCUUGUCACUUCAGUUGACAAAAAGCUACCCAAUGGAUUUCUGGAGGACCAAGAACAAACCAUGGUGCUCCUCCCCAGAUCUCCCUCUCCAUCUAAGCACUACUUUCCUAUACCGUUGGACUCCCUGGAGGAAGAGUACCGCCUGCGCAUGGCAGAUGAUGGCAAGCUGUUCAGAGAGGAAUUUAAUUCUUUGCCUUGCGGGUACGGCCGUGGCACAUUCGAGGAAGCGAGCAGAGAAGAAAACCGAGAAAAGAACAGAUAUCCAAACAUUCUUCCCUACGACCACUCCAGAGUGUUGCUUUCACACACAGACGCCCGUUUGUGUUCAGACUACAUUAAUGCCUCGUACAUAGAUGGCUACAAAGAAAAGAACAAAUUCAUUGCCACUCAAGGUCCGAAACCAGAGACAGUGGCUGAUUUCUGGAGAAUGGUUUGGGAGCACAAAUCUGCCACCAUAGUCAUGUUGACUAACGUACGGGAGAGAAAAGAGGAAAAAUGCUUUCAGUAUUGGCCAGAGCAGGGCUGCUGGCUGUACGGAUGUGCGAGGGUGUCUGUGGAGGAUGUAACAGUGCUGGUAGACUACACAAUCAGAAAGUUCUGUGUGCAAUAUCAAUGUCCAGAAGGCUGCAGGUCACCGAGGUUGGUCACUCAGCUCCACUUCACUAGCUGGCCUGAUUUUGGUGUGCCACUCUCCCCAAUCGGUAUGCUCAAGUUUCUUAAGAAAGUCAAGAGUGUUAACCCAGCACAUGCCGGACCCAUCAUAGUUCACUGCAGUGCUGGGGUUGGAAGAACUGGGACAUUCAUUGUGAUUGACGCCAUGAUGAACAUGAUGCAUUCCGAAGGCAGAGUGGAUGUCUUUAACUUUGUAUCCCGAAUACGAAACCAGCGCUGCCAGCUUGUACAGACGGACAUGCAGUACUCCUUUAUAUAUCAAGCUUUGCUAGAGCAUUAUCUGUAUGGUGACACCGAGUUGGAUGUUUCCUCACUGGAGGGACACCUGCACAGACUCCACAGUACUCACAUUCACAUGGACAGAGUCGGGCUUGAAGAGGAAUUCAGAAAACUGACCAAUGUUCGUAUCAUGAAGGAAAACAUGAGGACUGGUAAUCUUUCGGCCAACAUGAGGAAGAACAGAGUACUUCAGAUUAUUCCUUAUGAUUUCAACAGGGUCAUAUUAUCUGUGAAAAGAGGUCAAGAAUUCACAGAUUACAUCAAUGCAUCUUUUAUAGAUGGUUACAGGCAAAAGGAUUACUUCAUAGCUACCCAGGGCCCGUUAGGACACACUGUGCAGGACUUCUGGCGCAUGGUGUGGGAAUGGAAAUGUCAUUCUAUCGUCAUGCUUACCGAGCUAAAGGAGAGAGAACAGGAGAAAUGUGUGCGUUAUUGGCCUGCAGACUGCAACAUUUCAUUCGGGGAUUACAACGUGGAGCUGAAAAGGGAAACCCUUUACGAGACGUUUAGCCUCAGAGAUUUGCUGCUGACAUUUGCACAGGAGAAGCAGCCUCGUCUGGUCAGACAUUUUCACUUCCAUGGCUGGCCAGAGAUUGGAAUCCCAUCAGACGGAAAAGGAAUGAUCGAUUUGAUUGCUGCUGUGCAGAAACAACAACAGCAAUCUGGCAACCACCCCAUAGUGGUGCACUGCAGUGCUGGUGCAGGACGGACUGGAACAUUCAUUGCCCUCAGUAACAUUUUGGAACGGGUGAAAGCUGAGGGCUUACUGGAUGUGUUCCAGACUGUGAAGAGUUUACGCACUCAGAGACCACACAUGGUCCAAACUGUGGAACAGUACGACUUCUGCUACAAAGUGGUACAAGAUUUUGUAGAUAUCUUCUCAGACUAUGCUAAUUUCAAAUAAUGACCUUUCCUUUCAUCACUUAUGAAAAAAAAAGCAUUCAUGUUUGUUCUGUUUUUAGUUAGAAGAAACUCUUGCUAUUUGUUCUUAAUACUCUAUGCACUUGAUCUUUAACUUUCUCUUGUUAAACACUGAAAUAAUUGCAGUUAUUAUGUAUUUUUUUGUACAUAAGCAAGUCCUCGAUUGAUUAACCACUAUUUAGAUUUUGAUAACCAUUAUUUGUUAAAUAAUGAAAUUGUUUGAUUUAUAUAUUUUGGGUACAGGGCUGAAUGAGGACAUUUUUAGAUAAUCAAGAUAUAUGUUAUGUUUGUACAUUGCCUGCUACUGUUUUUAUAUUAUUGUUGAUAUUAUUAUUAUUAUUAUUAUUAUUAUUAUUAUUAUUAUUAUUAUUAUUAUUAUUAUUAUUAUUUAAAAGGGAGCAGGUGUUGUGUAUUUUAUAAAAAUCUGUUUUACACUGGUAUUCAGUAAGAUGAAGUCCGUUUAACAAUUAUUCACUAUUCACAACUACUAAGUUAACAGUUCAGUUUUAGCUGAAAGCCUAGAAGACAAGUUACUUUUAGAUAUUCUUGUUAAAUUGCCAAUCAUCGGUCAUCUGUACUUUCUGCUUUCAAAUGUGGAGCCAUUUCAACCAAUCUGACUAUACUGUAUUUAAAUUUGAUUUGGGGAUAUAUUUGCUGUGACCAAAUGGCCUUGUUAAAGCCAUUUGACUGUGAUUACUGCAGGUGAAGUGUAGAAAUUUAAAUAGAAAAGGUUAUUAGACUUUUUAUAAUUACAGCAACACUGUGGUACGAGGGUGGGAUGGUUCCUCAAGACCUCAGACCUGCUGUAAUGGAAAUUUACCUGACAGAGUUAAUCUGGGAGCCUUUUAGUUCAUUUUGUAUAAGAAAUACAGAAAGGGAAACAGAAGACUUAUAACUCUUUGUAGAUACAAAAUGCAUUUGGGAAUUACUUUUAUUAUACUUUUAGAUGCCUGAGGCGAAUUCUAAAGAAUCGGAUCAGCUAAUUGUUUAAAUAUAGAUAGAGUUCUAGAUGGAUUUAUUGGUCUGGUUAUGGAUGUGUUUUGAGAAAUCUGAGCAAAUGGGUUCAUUAUUUCACCCACUCAGUAUUCUGUUUUAAUUUAAAUAAGCAGUAAUUGCUGGCUGAAGUAAGCAGUAAUUGCUGGCUGAAGAGAAUUAACUACAUUAUACAUAGCUACUUAUUUAAUUACUUUAGCAUGUGAAAGAAUAGAGAAGAAGGUUACAAGAAAAUGGCAUGGACUUGUGGAAGGCAAAUGACAGAAGAAUUGAGCAGCAGCCUUUUAUAAUACACUGUCACCUGAGGGUAUUUAAACUGUCAAUUUCAAAAUCAUUUUUCUGUUGUUUUAGACCUGCAAAAACAGUAAAUAAAGAACGAAGCAAAAGUAAAGAAUGUCACCUUUUAU